This is a messenger RNA of Culex quinquefasciatus (southern house mosquito), 840 nucleotides long. RefSeq lists its product as uncharacterized. Bases 274 to 786 code for a protein of 170 amino acids. NCBI's taxonomy places the organism in Eukaryota, Metazoa, Arthropoda, Insecta, Diptera, Culicidae. The transcript is spliced from 4 exons. The record is from RefSeq and is a predicted model, not a curated record.
UUCGAGCUCAGUUGCCCGCGAAGGAUCGACCCAUUAGGACGUUCCUAGAAAAAGUUCCUCUCGGUCUCAUUAGCCCUCAAAAGUUGUUCAAAUGUCUAACGGUAACGAAACGCAGCCUGGUGGAUGUAGUGUUGUAGUGAAUGUGCUCUGUUACUUUGUUGGAGUAGCCAACCGCUGAAAGCUUUCCUUGUGCUACUUACAAGAACAAAAUAAUCAACCGUUUUCUCGGAUUAUAACUAACGUGUUGAUCUAUUUGAUUUGGCGGACGACGAUAUGGGAUGUGGACCUUCCAACGCAGCAGCUGUGCCCGCGGUGGACGGUGAUGACUCCCCAACGGUUUCCGAGACGUCCAAGGCGACCUAUCCACAUAGUAGUGUAUUGAUCACUUCAACCUAUCGGAUAACAUCGCUUCCCAUCGUGCAGGUUGACUCCCCCUCGGAGGCAUUCGAGGUGCCGCUGGACGACGCGGACAACGCGGACAGCCUGAUCCGGAAGCACCCACCGAAGCGCCUCCAGCGACUCGAGGAGCAACCCGGCAGCCCACCCACCAUCGACGAGCUGGAGGAAAAGCUGGCCACGGCCGAAAUGCGCCGCCAACAGUUUUUGGCCAGCCGGUCGCAGAAGACAUUAACCUUGGACAAAACUGGCCAGGAGGAAAAUGGAGACGUUGACGUCAUCAAGGAGGAGGAUGAACCCGGGGAGGAGGAAGCAAAGAAUGAAGAAGGAGGAGAAGAAAAGUGUGACGAUGAGAAGGAAAAGGAAGAAAUGAAGGUAGAGGAGAGUUAAGGUGUUCUUCACUGAGAUCGCAAUAAAGUGCUGCAUACUUUUAUAUUAAACAUA